Messenger RNA from Ylistrum balloti, 885 nucleotides. Its product is annotated as GA-binding protein subunit beta-1-like. Bases 103 to 756 code for a protein of 217 amino acids. The record is from RefSeq and is a predicted model, not a curated record. Lineage: Eukaryota; Metazoa; Mollusca; Bivalvia; Pectinida; Pectinidae. Gene Ontology annotation, molecular function: protein binding. The transcript has 2 exons. Gene Ontology annotation, cellular component: cytoplasm; nucleus.
ACAAUCAUGACUUGAAGGAUGUCCGAACCUCUAGUUGAGUGACCACAACUUGAUCAAAUAUUUACAGUGUGUAAGGCUGUAUAAAGCAUCUCGAUAAGCCAAAUGCUGAGUAUUACUACACUGACACGCAGGCCAAAGAAACCCAAACUCAUGUCCGACAAUGAUAAGAGGAACUCGAGAAGCCUGGUUUCUGACCUUUCUUAUAACCAGGUGCUGGAAGUCGACCCAAAAAAUGAAGCAAUCUCUAUGAUGGGUAUGCUGAAGCGGGAUGAGGAAGCUCUCACGGAACACAUUAAGGAUUUAAUAAAAUAUAGAAAAGAUUAUGCAAAGACAGUGUUCACAACAGAUGUUGAAGGUUGGACACCUUUUCAUGCAUUUGCCUUGCGUGGCUGUCGGAAACUUGUUAAACUUAGUUUGAAGGCAGGCGUUGAGGUGGAUAUGGAAAUGGGACAACCGGACGGACUUCCCGGCGGUUGUUCCGCACUGCACUUAGCCUCUCACCGUGGUGACGUCAGCAUAAUUGACAUUCUCCUCGCCAAUGGCGCUGCUGUAAACAAGAAAGACAACACAGAAAGGACACCAAUUUUCUAUGCAUCACGAGCUAAUAACACGCUCGCUGUGAAAAAACUCGCACGUGCAGGUGCUGACGUCAGUUUGUGUGACCCGGAGCACAAAGCUUCAGUUGACGGCAUUCCUUCCUCACCAUUCUGCUUUCUUCCGUUUGUUGGACAAAGGCGGAAAUCAGAAAAACAGUAACCACCGGUAAUAGUCACGUGACAUGCUGUGUUUUUACAAUCAUGUGUAAACAAUUGUAUAGAAAUUUAAAUGUUAAAACUUGAACAUGAUAAGUGUGCGAGAUGUGAUACACCAGAUUUGUCCUAUCAA